AUGGCUCAAAUUCUUUCAAACGCAGAAGAAAAUACUCUUGUACGAUGGAUUUCACGACUUACCAUCACUGGAUUCCCUGCUACACCUAUGUUGGUGAAGGAAAUGGCCGACGAAAUUCGUCUUCGACGCGUUCAGGUCGCGUCAUCUCGAAUUCCUACCUCGACAGAAAUUCCACCUAUAGGCCACGAAUGGAUCUAUAGAUUCCAAAAACGACAUCCAGAACUUAAAACAUGUUAUUCACGUCAAUUAGAGUCUAAUCGGACUAAAGUAAUAACUCCGGAGAAUAUUCAGGCUUGGUUUGAUAUGUUUCAAUCCAAGAAAGUGUCAGGUGACCGACCUCGACUUUUGAUCAUGGAUGGCCAUUCAAGUCAUAUUACAGGCAGCUUUAUUGCUUUCUGUAUAGAGAAGGAAAUCGAUUUACUUAUAUUACCUCCUCAUUGCUCCCACUUGCUUCAACCACUUGAUAUUGCGGUGUAUGGGCCAAUGAAACGAUAUCAUGCUUUAGAGGUCGAUCGAUAUUCUCGAGCUGGUGUAAAGCGAAUUCAAAGAGCUGAAUGGGUAGAACUCUUUCAAAAUAUUAGAAAAAAAGCACUGAAUUCUUCUAAUAUUAAAGCUGGUUGGAGAGGAGCUGGUUUAGUACCUUUUGCCCCACGAAAAGUACUCGAUAUAUUACCAUUUAACUCCUCCCAACAACCUUCUACUCCACAAAUGAGAAUGUCCAAUCAAGAUCUAGACUUAUCUAUACUCAGGAGCUCUCCUCCAGAUGGGACAGAGCUAAGGCAAGCAAAUCAAACCUUUAAUAAAGCUCUAGCAGAUAAUGAUUCUCUUGCAUCACCAACUCGUCGAUAUGCCAAGAGAAUGACUAGGCUUGUAGAAUCUCAAAAUGCUGAGAUAGCCCUACUUCGGAAACAGCUCGCUGAUGCUCAGGAAGUAAUUGAGACUCGAAAGAAGAGAACUAAAGGCAAAAGAGUCAAAUUACAAGGUCAAUUUGUCUUUAGUAGUGAGGAAGUACUGAAAAUGGUACGUGAGGCGGAGGAAAAACCGAAGGAGAAAAAGCCACGAGGGCGACCACGUAAACGUCCAAUUGAAGAAUUAGAAGAGGAGACUGAAGAAGAAGAGCCAGAGAGUAGUUCAAGUGAUUUAGAGUUGGAAUUGGAUGAAUGUGUAGCUCGUAGAACAAGAUCACAUAGAGAGAAUUGA
Molecule: messenger RNA, 1200 nt
Organism: Sclerotinia sclerotiorum 1980 UF-70
Lineage: Eukaryota; Fungi; Ascomycota; Leotiomycetes; Helotiales; Sclerotiniaceae
Exons: 2
Coding region: 1-1200 (399 amino acids)
Cellular component (GO): nucleus
Molecular function (GO): DNA binding
Source: RefSeq, a predicted model, not a curated record